AUGGCGGAUACGCCGUCUCUCCCCCUUCCCCUUGAUGCACGGGAACAGCCGAUUCUCGAUACCCUCAUGAAUAUUCGGGACGAGUUGACCCUGUUGAAGCAAGACAGGUCGACAUAUAUCAAAUCUUCUGACGUCUUAGCAAUUUACGACCGAGUGAUUGAGCAAGUGAAGCUUCUCAAUGACAUCCGAGCCGAGAAACCGCAAGAAGACAAUCGAGUCGACCGAGUCUUAGAUGGAUGCUUCCAGUUGCUCUCCUUGUUCUUCAUGACUAUUGGACGGAAUUCUGAAGCCCCUGCUGCUUACGCCUUGACAUCGACUAUACAGCGACUAUGCACGCACUUGAGAGAAGUGGAGUUGUACUCCGAAAAGGAUCUAAUUCACUUAUCGCAUACUUUGGCUCGACUCAGAACUAUUGUCCAGGAAGCAGAGGGGGCAUACUCGCCCUACUUCGUCACUCUGCUGUCCAAUCGCGUUGAGCUGUGCCAAGCAACACUUACGUUCCUUCAACGAAGGCUUGACAGACUCGGCGGAGACUUACUAUCUAUUCAAGAAAGACUGAUCUCAAUUUUACGGUCCAUAUCACUAGCAAAUACCAGGACAAAGUUCUCCGCGAAUGAAGUCGCACGUCUGCAGGCGCAGUUGAAGGAAAUCGAUGAUUUGAGAGUCGAUGGCAACUUUGUUUCUGAGAAUGGAGAAAUACCAGUUGGUAAUGAGGAAAUCUGCGAUCUCUUGAACAAAGUCUUGCUCUGGUCUGAGAUCGUGCAGCAAAGGAAAGGAAUGAUGCCAGAUAACUUCAGCUCAGCCUAUCAGGAACUGAUCGAAAUUCGGAAUAAUCUGGAAAAACUAUCACUUACCCAGGCGUGGUCAUUACGAGAAACCGACCUGUAUGACUACCAACGACAACUGGACAAGAUUGACGAGAGCCGUAUCGAUGGAAAUUUUGUGGAUGCUGACGGCAAAUUUGCUGAGCUUUAUGUUCAACGAACAUUGCUGUACCUCAUCCGAAGAAGUUAUGGUUACAUUUACUACUUGAUGGUGUCCUCAGAACCUGUCUCCGAAGCUCUUUUGCCGGUUUACAACCAGCUUCAAACACUAAGACGAUGCCUUAUUGAAGUCAAGAAUUCGGGAGGAAUCAACUCGAUUGACAACAUGAGAGUCGAUGGAAAGUUCAUGGUCGGUGAUGACAUCCCCGAAGGCCAAGGAAGUGUGAACGAUUUACUGGCAGAGUGCUUCGAGCUCGCCUACGAUUUGCGUGUCGCAGCCGCCGAUGGCGAAGAGAAGGAGGAUUCUGCGGGUAGUGAUGGCGUUCGGAAACCUGCGGUAUAA
Drepanopeziza brunnea f. sp. 'multigermtubi' MB_m1 is the source of this 1326-nucleotide messenger RNA. NCBI's taxonomy places the organism in Eukaryota, Fungi, Ascomycota, Leotiomycetes, Helotiales, Drepanopezizaceae. The record is from RefSeq and is a predicted model, not a curated record.